This is a messenger RNA of Xiphophorus maculatus (southern platyfish), 3798 nucleotides long. It is a transcript of the gene lrsam1, whose product is annotated as leucine rich repeat and sterile alpha motif containing 1. Gene Ontology annotation, molecular function: protein binding. The coding region runs from base 493 to 2691 and encodes 732 amino acids. The transcript has 26 exons. The record is from RefSeq and is a predicted model, not a curated record. Lineage: Eukaryota; Metazoa; Chordata; Actinopteri; Cyprinodontiformes; Poeciliidae.
CGUAGAGACGCAGACAGUUUGUCAGUGUUGCUGUAGUGAAUUCAUCUGGUUUCACAGGGUGACGGAGACUCAGCCUGUCGGGGCUUAGAGUAGAAAAGUUGCUUUAAUAAUUAACCGAGAUAUAACUGAGAUAUAACUUUAGAGAGAUGUAUGUCCUUUCUGACAGCGGCAUUAACCAGUUAGUAGUUAGCAAAUAUCGGAAGCUCUUUUAAAUUUAAGGACUUCAACCUUUAAAUAAGUGAAACCGGAAACAAGUCAACGCCGAGGCUGAGCCUUAUUUCAGGAGCGUGUUGGUCAUGUGACAGUGAGGCCGCAAAGGAUUAUGGGAUGGUAUUGAUAAAUAUCGGAUAUCGAGUCAAAAAUAUUCAUACGGGCUUCCAGUGAGGGAAGUCCUGGUUAAACUGGUUCCUGUUUGGUCGGGUUCCAGCUGUCCGUCGGUCCAGUGGGACCAGCAGUUGCACUGCGGCGGUUCUGGACGGGACGGGCGUCAGGAUGCCUCUGUUCUCCAGGAGGAGGAAGCCCAGCGAGGAUUCCAAGAAGAGGCUGGAGCAUCAGCUGUACUGGUCCAACCAGGAAGGAGCCGACGACAUCCUGGAUGUCUCAGCCUGCGAGCUAACAGAGCUGCCGACCAAAGUCUUCUCCAUCUGCAAGGUCCAGCAGAAGAAGGUGCUGAUCCUCCACACCAAUGAGCUGAAGUUUCUGCUGCCUAAAGGAUGUGACAUCUGUUGCUUAGCAACCUUAAAGGUUUUGGAUCUGCAUGAGAACAAGCUGAGUGUUCUGCCAGAGGAGAUCGGGACCCUGACCAAACUGCAGAUCCUGAAUGUGGAGAAGAACCGUCUGAAGGUUCUGCCAGAGUCCGUCUGUAGGCUGCAGCUGCUGCAGACGCUCAACUUGAAGGGAAACUGCCUGAUGGAGCUGCCAGCGGCCAUCGGCUCCCUGAGCAGCCUGCGAACCCUGGACAUCAGCGACAACAACGUCCUGCAGCUGCCCAAACAUCUGGCCCACAUCCGCACCUUAGAGAGCUUCACUCUGGAUGCUGCUAGCAUGACCUACCCUCCUGCCUCCAUCUGCUCAGAGGGAACGGAGAGCAUCCAGCGCUUCCUCUGUGACGAGCUGGGUGAGGAGUACUGCGCUCCGUCUCAGUACCUGCUGCCGGUUCUGGAGAGCGAAUGCAGUAAACCCGGUUCUGACUGUCUGGACGGGCUGGAGGAGGCCUGGCAGAGCAAAUUCAGCGACUAUGAGAGGAGGAAGGAGCUAAAGCUGCAGGAGAAGCUGGCGUUUGAGCGCCACCUGGAGGAGAAACACAGGGAGCACACCCAGCUUCUCCUCAUGAACAAUUCCCACAAGGAGAACAUCCUGAACUCGGUCCGACAGGACCAGCAGCGCGUGGAGCUCGGGUUCAGCCAGCAGCAGAGAGCUCAGGAGGCCGAGAGGCAGCAGGUUCUGGAGCGGGUCCGGCAGGCCGAGGACAACAUCAGCGGCCGCAUCAGCAGCCUGCUGAUGGACAACAGCAGGCAGAAGAAGAGCGCGGAGUUCCUCCAGGCCAUGGAGGAGGACCGGAUCCGCAUGGAGCAGCUGACGGCCGUCACCCAGGAGGAGGCCGGUUCCCUGAGGAGGAGGGAGGUGGCAGCUGCCAUGCAGAAGAUGCUGUCAGACGGCUACACCAUGAGUCUCCUGCAGUCGGCCAGCGACAGCCGCAGGCAGAGCCUGGUGUCUGAGGCGCACCGCAGCCUGGAGUCUCUGGACAGGAAGUUCGACAGGAUGUUGUCGCUCCAGGUUCUGGACAAGUCCAAGGCCAUCGCUCAGAUCCUGCAGGAGGAGGAGAUGCAGAAAGCUGCGUUCCAGGCGCUGCAGCUGCAGAAGGACGCCGUCCACGUCUACAUCCGCAGCCAGAUCAAACUCAUUGAGGCCGAACUCAUGCAGCUCACUAAGCUGGAGGUGAAGAGACGCAGCCUGGACGCCGAGAGCCUGCAGGAGGUCCUGGUGGAGCAGCGCACAGCGCUCAGCGACCUGCUGCAGCAGCUGCUGAAGCAGAGGGACCAGCGGGAGCAGGAGCUGCGGCAGGUUCUGGUGGAGAUAGAGAAGAAGUCGGACUCCAGCCAGCAGAACUACUGGAUGAUCCAGUACCAGCGGCUGCUGGACGCCAAGCCGCUGGCGCUCCGGAUGCAGGAAGCCGGUCUGGAGACGGAGCUGGUGAACCUGCUCUGCAGACUGUCGGCUCAGCACUACCUGCCUGUCCUGGCCCACCACCACGUCACCAUGGAAACGCUGCGCCACAUGACGGUGUCGGACCUCAAGAAGCUGGACGUCCAGGAAGCCGGGAUCCAGAAAGCUCUGCUGAGCUGGGCCCGGGACCGCCUGCCUGCAGGAACCAGCAAAGCAGAAACUCCGACAGGUCUGACCCCGCCCCCGUCUCCUGUGCUGCCCUGCACCGCCACCGCGCCGACCCCGAGCCCGCCGCGGUCGCCGCGGACCCCAGGGACCCCAGGGACCCCCGUCACGCCCUCCGCCCCCACACCGGUGGAGGGGCCGGGCAGCUCAGAGUGCGUGGUCUGCAUGGAGACCGGGGCUCAGGUCGUCUUCCUGCCCUGCGGUCACGUCUGCUGCUGCCAGGUCUGCAGCGACGCCCUGCAGAACUGCCCUCUGUGCCGCAGCAACAUCUCCCAGCGCAUACGGCUCUACCAGAACUAGAACCGGACCGGAACCGGGCCAGAACCGGACGGCUCCCUGUGUAUUUAUGCAUGAUCCUCAAGCUGCUGAGGAAACGAGUAAAAACUCUCAGCUGGUUUUCAAGAUCCAUCAACAGAACCGUGAGACGAGUUUCUGUGGAUUCUCUCUGUGGGUCAGAACCGGGCCGGUUCUGUUGGUGCCUCUCAUCAUGUGAAUCGUUCUGCUGUUUUAGAAAAAGUAGCAGCAGAUGUUUCCACGCAGCAGCGGCUGGUUUAGUUUUACACUUUGAGGAAUUCCUCCAUGUUUAUUAUUAUUGUUACUUUAUGAGUUUUAAAACAAUUAAAAAGUUUUAAUUAACUCCAAUCAGCAGCCUGGGUCGGAAUAUUAAAGCACUUUAAACUGAUAGAAAAUAGAAAAGACUUAGAAAAUAUUUAAAGUUUUCAGAAGGCGAUGAAAACAUGCAGUAAAUAUAUAUUUUUGUUUGUUAUUUUAGCUUCUUUUCUUUGUUCUCAUGCGGUUAAUAAGAUACAAACUAUUUAAUCAGGCUUUUCUGUUCAGAACAGGUGAAGUUGUUUAAAUUAGCCGACAUUUAAUAAAUUGGUCAUCAUUUAAAGAUGAUUUUCUGAUGCUGUUACUCUAAAGUGCUCUUAUCUCUUCAGACAAUAUCAGGCUGAAUGUUUAGGAUAUUUACACCACAUUUAAAUGUGACAUUUAAAGCUGUAAGACAAUAAAAUCAAACCUGUAAUCAUCCAGUGGCUGGAAGCUUUCUGUUGCGUUCAGGAGCCGUUUUUAGGUCUGGAUUGUUCAGCGUUUAAGAGACCGGAGCGAACAGAAUGGACCAACAUUCAGAACCAGUUGAAAUGUUACUGGGAGUUCUGGGCUCAGUCUUCAAACACCGACCAGACUUUGAAAACCUGCUUUCCUAUUAAUAUGUAAUGUUGUUGUGUAUUUAUAAACCGCUGCGUUUGUCUCCAGCAUGUCGCCGCUUAUACUGCCAUCUACUGGUCAGCCUGUGUAGGCUCACGAAAACUAAACUAUAAAAAUACAGAUAAAUUCAACGUGAGAUUUUGGUUCUGAUGAACCACAACUUAAAUGUGACUUUAGAAAAUAACCUUUAAGUACUAAAAU